This is a messenger RNA of Sebastes umbrosus (honeycomb rockfish), 904 nucleotides long. RefSeq names its product DELTA-stichotoxin-Hmg2b-like. The record is from RefSeq and is a predicted model, not a curated record. Lineage: Eukaryota; Metazoa; Chordata; Actinopteri; Perciformes; Sebastidae. Gene Ontology annotation, molecular function: channel activity. Gene Ontology annotation, biological process: cytolysis in another organism; monoatomic cation transport; pore complex assembly. The transcript is spliced from 4 exons. The coding region runs from base 278 to 811 and encodes 177 amino acids. Gene Ontology annotation, cellular component: pore complex.
AUGUGUGUAAAGUGGUUUCUUACACUUUACUUCUGUUUGUCACCUGAUGGAGGCAGAAGCUGUUUAAAUUAAAAUAAAAAAAUCCAAGAUGUGCUUCAAGAUGUGUGGAAUUCAAAGGCUACCAGCACAGCUUUAAUGGGUGAUUUCUCAUUGAUUCAUAUUUAAUAAAAUCAUCCUGCAGGGAUCAGUGUGAGUCCUCUCCAGAUGUGAGUCUCCAGGUCAUAAGACAACCUGCCAUCCUGUGCGUGUGACAUAAAGUAAACCGUCUCCAGCAGCCAUGCAUAACACUGCAGAAGCCCACUCCCACACCCUCACCACCAACCGCAACUGCACCAUGGAGCUCACCAAUGUCAGCUCCGUCUUCUGUCUCGUCAACCCAAAGGUGCACAUGGAAAGCGGCUUCGUCUACAACCCUCCGCAGCCGACCCUGCGCACCACCAAGACCGAGGUGUGCUCCUUCACUAAGGAUGACAACACGGUGUCGGGCGCCGUCGGCGUCCUGACCUACGAGCUGUUUCACAUGCAGAAACGCCACUGCAACGAGGUGAUCGCCAUCAUGUUCUCAGUGCCAUUCGACUACAAUUUCUACAAGAACUGGCUCGGGGUGGGCAUAUUUGAGCACACGCGAGCCUGCGACGACAAGCUGUUCGACUUCAUGUACAAGGGAAAGGAUUUCACCAACUUCGUGCGACACGAGGCCGACGGCUCCGGGGUUGUGUACAAGGGGAAUAUGCUGGACGUGAGGGCCUGCAUGAACGAUGAGGGCAAGGCCAUUAUUAAAGUGGAGCUGUAUGACAAGAUGGGCAGAUAAGUCUGUUUGUGAUUGAUAUGGAAUAAAGUAUGAGAAGCAGAUAUUCCUUCGUGUCAUGUAUGGGUGCUUUAAAUGAAUAAAAAACAAUUUAAU